CAGAUUCGGAUAACCCUUGGUCGGUGUGCAGACGACAGUGGCGGGUGAGGGCGACCAGAGCAGUGGGUUACCAGCACGGCUAACACCGCCACGACCCCCAGUCAAUCGCCCAUGCAGACGGCGGGCGACCGGGAGGCGGGCGGUGGGGGCGGAAACAACACCACGACCGGCGGCAAUGAGGCUGUAAUCGUCCGGCGCUGGGAUCCCGGCGCUCCCCUCGCAGACCUCACAACGGCAAUGGACAAUGAUCAGUUGCGAUACUCUUCCAUUCCUCAAAUUUCGAUGUCGCUUCCGCAGCAGAUGCCGCCGCCACACAUUCCGCCCCCGCCACCGCCGCCGCCUCUUCCGUUGCAACUGCAACGGCCUUAUUCUAGAUCUAUGUCUUCACUGCCUCCUGAACCCUUCAUGAUAAUGAGAUCAAAAGCACUGAAUAAACGCGUUGUGAUAAAUGUAGGUGGAGUCAAACAUGAAGUGCUCUGGAGCACAUUAGAUCGUCUACCGCACACGAGACUCGGUCGUCUGAGAGACUGCAACACCCACGAAGCCUUGAGCGAACUCUGCGACGAUUACUCCCUCAUCGACAACGAGUACUUCUUCGACCGCCAUCCCAAAUCCUUCUCGUCCAUACUGAACUUCUACCGCACCGGCAAGCUGCAUCUGGUGGACGAGAUGUGCGUGCUGGCGUUCAGCGACGAUUUGGACUACUGGGGAGUGGACGAGCUCUACUUGGAGUCCUGCUGCCAGCACAAAUACCACCAGAGGAAGGAGCACGUGCACGAGGAGAUGCGCAAGGAGGCCGAGUCCCUGCGGCAGAGGGACGAGGAGGAGUUCGGGGAAGACAAGUGUUCGCAGUAUCAGAAGUGGCUGUGGGAUAUGCUAGAGAAGCCUACUACGUCAAUUGCAGCAAGGGUGAUAGCCAUCGUAUCAAUCUUAUUCAUAGUACUGUCUACAAUCGCAUUGACCUUGAACACCAUUCCCAGCAUGCAAGUGAAUGAUGAGAAGGGCAAUUUCCAAGACAACCCCCAGUUAGCAAUGGUGGAAGCCGUGUGCAUCACGUGGUUCUCCCUCGAGUACAUCCUUCGUUUCAGUGCUUCUCCGAACAAGUGGAAAUUUUUCAAAGGCGGACUCAAUAUAAUCGAUUUGCUAGCCAUUCUUCCGUAUUUCGUUUCGUUGUUCUUGCUAGAAACAAACAAAAACGCUACCGAUCAGUUCCAAGAUGUCCGGAGAGUGGUCCAAGUGUUUCGAAUCAUGCGAAUUUUGCGUAUCCUAAAACUCGCCCGACAUUCCACCGGCCUCCAAUCCUUGGGAUUCACCUUGAGGAACUCCUACAAAGAGCUAGGGUUGCUAAUGCUAUUCCUAGCGAUGGGGGUGCUAAUAUUCUCCAGCCUUUGCUACUUCGCUGAAAAGGAAGAGCCCGGUACUAAAUUCAUAAGCAUUCCAGAAACAUUCUGGUGGGCGGGUAUAACAAUGACUACCGUAGGUUACGGUGACAUUUACCCAACUACUCCUUUGGGAAAAGUUAUAGGAAGCGUAUGUUGUAUUUGUGGCGUAUUGGUAAUUGCGUUGCCCAUUCCUAUCAUAGUUAAUAAUUUUGCUGAGUUCUAUAAGAACCAAAUGAGAAGAGAGAAAGCCUUGAAGAGGCGGGAGGCCCUCGAGAGAGCCAAGAGGGAAGGAAGUAUUGUAUCGUUCCAUCAUAUCAAUCUUAGGGAUGCUUUCGCCAAAAGCAUGGAUCUUAUCGACGUUAUUGUAGAUACAGGCCACAAUAUGUCGCACGCGGACGGCAACAGCACCGAAGGGGAAUCGAUAGCCGGCGGCCGCAAUCAGGGCCACACCGGCACCGGAUGCUACAGAAACUUCGACCAUUUCCCCAACCGCCAUCGAAGAAGCAAUUCUUCCACAUUGCCUAGUCUUCCAACGAACGAAGGUCCUCCGCAGCCCGCUUCGCCUUCUUCGCAACGAAAAUUCGGAUUCAUCGACGAGCCCUACCAGAACGCGCCGGCUUUGGCGCCGCUGGCGCAGGACGAGACGCAGCUGAUUCCCAGCUCGCCCAAGGGAUGCGUUUCACCAUCGGCUGACAGUAAAAAAUCAGAUACGCUGAAGAAGACUGAAAAAAUUGAAGAAAUUCCUAGUGAAUUUGAAUGUUGUUUCUGUACAUCAAAGGACUUUAAAGAAUUCGUGGACGCCGAAAACCUCAUGCCACUAACCACCAGCGAUUUCAAAAAUCCCAUCUGCCUCGAAAUGAGGCUCCUCAAGGAAUCCGCCGAGCAGUACAUGAACCACUUCGGUUUUCCGGAACUCGACGUCGAGCAGAAGAACAACAUCAACGGCACGGAUUUGAACAGCAUGGACAGUUCGGACACAUUCGCAAGCUGCACCACCCACCCGUUCAACUCCCAAGGCGAUCUCGCUUCAGAUAUAAUCGACUCGACCAUCAUCGACAGCAAUCUGUACGUGAACCCGCUCGACAAGAGCGGCGACAACAGCCCCGUCAUGUCCGCGGGCGUCGUGAGAACCGUGGGAGUGAAGAAAUCCGCUUCGGGCGACACGGCGCUCCGGAGCUUGGGGACGUCGCCCAUGGAAGAGGGCUACAAGGAGUUCGGGAUGCUCGAGCGCGGCAGCAGGGUCAGCUUGAACGAUUCGCCGCAAACGAAGAGCCGGAAAACCAGGUUUCAGGGACGGCCGCGCACGCGCUUCGGCGAAUCCAGAGGAGAUGUGUGUGUCAACGAUUCUCAGGAAAGUUUGGAAAAAAGUUUGGAGAAAAGGAAAAGGACGUCAUUUAUGUCGUCGAGAGGCCUGGCGUCGGCUACUCGCAUAAUUAAUCAGCAUUUGUUCGGAUUGCAAAACUUGGCGUCAAAACCAGGUAAAAAUGGGGGCAGCAAAUCCUCGUUAUCGGUGGAAUCGAUCGAUAGCCGAACGAGUCCCCAAUUGGAGUUACACAGGCGAUCGAAGUCGAUUCUGAAGAAAUCGGAGAGCAGCAGCAACAGGCACGCGGAUCCGGAAAGCGAGCGACUCAUCUCCGACAGUAUGUCGGGAUCAGAUGUUGGAUUUUGCAGCGAUUACUCGCCCAAUAAGAGAAUGUCCUCGCCUCCAGCAGCCAGAAGAUCGGCCAGCCAGAAAUCGACCUCGAAAAACAUGUCCACUUACCAACAGGAACUCGAAAGGACGCGUCUGCUGAAAUCGCAGCUGUUUCUACUGGACGAUAUACUGAAGGAGAAGCAAUCGUGCAACGACAUGCCCGUAAUGGACUCGAACAAGUUGAAGAUGUGCGCCGAUCACAUGGGCGAAAUGCCCCUGUACAUUUGCCCUCCGCCGCCGCCGUUGGAUAAUUCACCGACGGAGGAGACCAGGUUGCUCUUGAGCUCUUCUACGAUGACAGCGCCUUCGCAGUCGCAUCAGCCGUUGACGCGGCAAUCUAACCAUUCCAUAUCUAAGGCUCACAAUCCGUCCUCGUAGCAGUUAGAGUUAUAAAUUUUGUUCCAGAAACUUGGAUCAACAAUCAGCAACCACGUAGAAUAUCACGCAUUGAAAAAAUUACACAUCAAAUAUUUGCGGAAAUGCUGGAAUAAAUUAUGAAGGUGUUGUUGGAUACAGAAGGACGUGAAAAAUUGGUGCAAUUUAAGUGCUUUGUUGUUUUGAAAAUAUUUUUGAGCGUUCGUUCGUUGAAGAUAAAUAAGAAAAAAAAAAUAAAAAAUAAUGUACCUAAUUAAAAUUAUGUAGUUAGUUUUUGCAACAAUGUUAUAUUCUAAAAGCUACGACACAUUUUAAUGAGAGGAAUUGAAGAUGUUCUUUUAGACGAAUCUGUUGCGCUUGGAGCAUGGUUUCAGGCUUGUAAACAAUAAUUGUAAUGUUUAGGGAGAAAAUUAAUUUACUAAAUUUAAACGCAAUUAUUAAAUCGUAUUUUUGAUGGAGAAAUUGAUUCGUCUAAAGAAGCUUUAGUGCAAGAAAUUAUUUUUUGCGAUAAUAUACGGUGAUAGGUGCGUGAGGAAUUUUUAGACAUUAUUUUAUAGUGAUUUUUGCAAAGUUUAUAUAUAAAUCGUGUUUAGAAAGAAAAUAUUGUUAUAUCGAAAAGUUGUAAACGUAAUUUAAAUAGAUUAGAUGAAAUUUUAUUGUAUUUCAUUAAUAAAAUAUGCACCAUGCACUGUUCAAUGAAAAUAUUGCUUUUCGCAAGCCAAUUUAGAUCAUGAUCGAUCAUAAAAAAAUAUUCUAAUACUUAAAUAUUUUAAAUUUUUUAAUGCGAAAAUAAAAAUAAAUUUAAUGUUUUUUAUCGAAUGUAAAGAAAAAUAUCUAUGAAAUUCCAAGCACGAAUAUACACAAACAUGCUUAUUUUAAAAUUUCAUCUAAUCUGCUGGACUGUCUUUUAAAAAAUUAGAAAUUAAAUGAGAAGUCAAUGAGUACAGCAAUAAGUUUUCUUUUUAGGUAUAAAAUAAUAAAAUUGUUUCUCUUUUGUUACAUUCUGUAUAGCUACUCUUAACUUAUUAUCUACAAUCUGAUGUAGAUACCUUGAAAAUAAAUAAAUACGAACUGUUAUUUUUAAUCGAA
Phyllotreta striolata is the source of this 4539-nucleotide messenger RNA. The record is from the annotation of a GenBank genome assembly. NCBI's taxonomy places the organism in Eukaryota, Metazoa, Arthropoda, Insecta, Coleoptera, Chrysomelidae.